AAGCUUGUCCGCCUUUAGCAGCGUGCAAGCCGGGGAAGGAUUCCUGGGCCACCACCCUCAAGCCGAAGCCUCCCGGCUGGAGGCAGCAGGGACAGGGAGGUUUCAAUGGAUUUUACAGGUCCUCCACUACCUUUACAAGAUAAUGGCUUUAAAACAACAACCCCUGAAGCUUCUGGCAUACCAGAAGAUGAGAUGGCAAGUCUUGAAGAAGAACUCAGGAUCUGGAAGGAAAGAGUUGAAAAAGCUGAAAAAGAAAAAGCUGCUCUUGCCUGCCAAUUAAAUGCUGAAGAAGGGUGUGCUAAAGCAGAGGAGGAUCUGAUAAAGCUAGAUGUGGAAGAGGAACAGCAGAAGGACAUGAUGAUGCCUAGGGAUGCCUAUGAGAGAGAACUCUCUGAACUAAACCAAGAAAACACUGAGCUGCAGAGAGAGCUUGAAAAGCUCAAAGAAGAGAUUGCAGAAUGGACUUCAGAGCUUUCACAGCAUAGGCAGAUUAAAAAGAAGGUAGCAGAAGUGAAAAUGAAGUUCACUCACAUGGAAGAUAUGCAGGAUGAUUAUGCAGAUAUGAAUAUUCACUGUGUUUUUGGAGUAGCUACAAAAAGCCCAUUCAAACUGAAAAAAAAUGAGGCCCUGCUUACUUUUGAAGAUGAAGAAGUUGCCCAGAGGCUGAUAGAAAUGGGUGAGCACACUGUGGACCUGGACAACAAAAAAGCAGAUGUGGGAGUGAAGCCUGUUACACUUGAAAUGGGAGUAAAAUUUCAGCUCCAUGUCACUAUUUCUGGAACGAAGAUCAACGUCUCAGAAGUCCCUGACCUGUCCAUCCCUGACGACUGGAUGAGAGACAAAUUAGAGCUGAAUUUCUACAGAUCUAAACAGGGAGGAGGAGGAGAAGUAGAAAAUGUGCAGUAUGACAAGCAGUCUAGAGCAGCUGUGAUUACGUUCCUCACACCUGGAGCAGCUAACAGCUUUGUGAGAUGUACCCACUAUCCUUUCUAUGCAAAUGGAAGGUGCUACAGGCUUGCUGUGUCCCAAAGCACUGAUGCGCACUUGGAACAGUUUCAGCUCUAUCGUGGGAUUUCUAAGAGGACCAUUCUGUUGAAAGGAAUUAAAGAUGCAGAAGAUGAUGAGGAGAUUGUACAGGACAUGAUUGAAAUUCAUUUUCAAAAGCCUACUAAUGGUGGUGGGGAAGUAGACGAAAUCAAAUACUCACCAGGAGGAACAUGGGUUUAUCUUGAGGAGGAUAUUUAGAAUGCCAUAUAGGAAAUCGUAGAAAGACCUCAUGAAGUUCUUCAUCAGAGGCAUAGGAGGUGAUGGAGACAUUGUGCUUUAAUGUUCUGAAACUUCUACUUGAAAAAGAACUGUCCUUCUUCCUGAUUUGUGUAAUGGCACAGACUUUGUCUAGAAAUUCAGCAAAACUCGCUGCUUGGUGUUCCAGAGGUUCCUGAUUGAAAUCAGAAAAGGACAGGGGUUGGACUCAAUGAUCCUGAUGGGUCAUAUUCUGUGAUUCUAUGGUCCUGUGAAAAAGCCUUUACCAGCACUUGAAACUUCAUCUCAGAUUGCUUUCUGCUAAUGUGCAGAUUUUGUAUCUUGCAAACGUCAGAGAGGUCGCGUACACCCCGAAGUGGGAUAAAUCUAUUUCUUCCCACCUUUUGAUUACUAAAGCUGUAUGUCAGCACAAUCAAAAGCCUCUUCACAGGCUUUUUCAAAGUGCCACAGCUGCAGAAGGUACCUCCGACAGAACUCCAGCCCCACAGAGUGCCUGACACACAAGUGCCUGAAAGCCAUUAUCCUGUAAUGCCAUAAAAUCUGCACUCUCAAAUCAGCGAGUGCAAAACCACCACAGAUUUACUCAGGAAGUUUCACCUUGUAAGAAAUCCCAUGGCAGUCACACUGCUUUUAGCUGUUGAGAUGUUGUUACUGCUCCUAGGAUCUGAUGCACAUUUUACUCAGCUCCUGAUACCUUUGGCUGUGCUGUGUUAAAUGCCUGGACUUGAUGAUCUCAAAGGUCUUUUCCAACCCAAACUAUCCCAUGAUUGUGUAAGUUAAUGGCUUGGUUUAUUGAUUGGUUUUAACGUGUGCUUCUACAAAAUGCGGUUUUUCCUCA
Messenger RNA from Apus apus (common swift), 2101 nucleotides. It is a transcript of the gene NMI, whose product is annotated as N-myc and STAT interactor. The record is from RefSeq and is a predicted model, not a curated record. Lineage: Eukaryota; Metazoa; Chordata; Aves; Apodiformes; Apodidae. Gene Ontology annotation, cellular component: cytoplasm. The transcript has 10 exons. The coding region runs from base 106 to 1245 and encodes 379 amino acids.